GCCGCAGUAAGGGCCCAAAUGUAAAAAGGACCCGAAAACCCAUUUAAUUUCAUAUAUAAAUCCUCUCUCUUCUUAACGCAGACUCUCUGAUUAGGGUUUGCCACCUGCUUCUUCUUCGUCUACAUACAACAAUGGGUAAGGGAACAGGUAGUUUCGGUAAGAGAAGGAACAAGACCCACACACUCUGUGUUAGGUGUGGCCGUCGUAGUUUCCAUCUCCAGAAGAGUCGCUGCUCAGCAUGUGCUUAUCCAGCUGCACGUGUAAGGAAAUAUAACUGGAGUGAGAAGGCUAUUAGGAGAAAGACCACUGGAACUGGUAGGAUGAGGUACUUGAGGAAUGUGCCUCGCAGAUUCAAGAGUGGAUUCAGAGAAGGUACUGAAGCUGCACCCAGGAACAAGGGAGCAGCUGCUUCUACCUAAGUCUUCGGAACGUUGCUUUUUUCUGGGCUAAUUAAUGAUAGGAGUUAAGAUUUUUGUUUAGGGGCAUGGAUCUUUCAAACAAUAUUCUAUCUGUUGUUUUCAUUUCCCUUCUUUCAAUAUGAAUUUAAUUAUGUUACAAUGUCAGGAUUGCAAGACAUUUUUUUUGUUAAAUGAGAAUUUGAGUUGGAUAUUUCCGAUUA
Medicago truncatula (barrel medic) is the source of this 619-nucleotide messenger RNA. RefSeq names its product 60S ribosomal protein L37-3. The transcript is spliced from 4 exons. Gene Ontology annotation, molecular function: structural constituent of ribosome; RNA binding. Bases 132 to 419 code for a protein of 95 amino acids. Gene Ontology annotation, cellular component: ribosome; cytosolic large ribosomal subunit. NCBI's taxonomy places the organism in Eukaryota, Viridiplantae, Streptophyta, Magnoliopsida, Fabales, Fabaceae. The record is from RefSeq and is a predicted model, not a curated record. Gene Ontology annotation, biological process: translation.